UGAGUUAUAUUUCCUCCAACAUGGUUGCUAUAUAUGUUCACAGUCCGGUGACAAGCAAAGAUGAGCAUCCCUUCUGACCCCCAAACUCCAGCCGAGUGGCUGCAGUACUCCCAGAGUGAGAUUGUCUCUUCGAUUCCACUGAGAGAGGAGCAUAGAACCGAACAGAAAACUAACAUCGAGCGAGCUGUAUAUCUGGACGAAUCGAAGAUCGAGAGUCCAGCGGACCAGCUGCUGUACCUCUACACCGACGUCUUUGCGUUCACCAAAUCAGAGGUCACCAUCGCCCCUCAAGCUUAUGCAGAGAUCCAAUUAAUCGCAAGGGUCCUCACAGCGGACACGCCCGUCAAUUUGAAAUUCAUUCCUGAUACGGGCUACCACACAUACAUCUACGCAUCGGUCAUCGACCAGCCGAUCUCGGUGUCUCUGGGAAAUGACAGUUCAGAACCACUUCUUCUCAAGCUCGGUUCCGCCACAGGAAUUGUCGGGGUGAAGCUAACCGUGUUUCCAGAUCACAUAGUUCCUACAUACCAGACGGCCUAUGUCCGCGUAGUGGAUGUGGAUCUCCAGGCGAGCCUUGACACUCAGCUGCGCGUUGCUCUGGCGCUGUUCUGGAGAAACACAUCCUUGGCUAUUUCCAUCUGCUCAUACGUUGCUUCCCUCACAUCUAAUCCUGCUUUGAGCGCCUAUUCCAGGAUCAAUGCCCAAGCAGGAGCGCUGGGCCAGCAGCUGGCCGCCCAGGCCAUGACAGGGCCUGAUAUGGGCUAUGCACCUGUGCUGCAGGUCGACCAGUACAUGUCUACCGUGCAUGAUGCGCUUGACGCGGUCUCGGCGUUUGAGGACCAAUACCAGCGGUUUCAAGAUAACGAACAAAAUGUAGAAAACCUGAAGCUAGCAUGGAGCAGCUUGCUUGAUCAUGCGCAGAGCCAAUUAACCCAAGACACUAUUCUCCGAACAGCCGCCUGGACUAAGUACCAGGAUGCUUGCACGGUGGUGGCCCGCUCCCAGGAGCAGAUGAACGCCGAUAACAAGGAGGUUGAUAAUGCCAAGUCUGCAUUUUUGGAAGGGCUCGAAGCGUGGAUUGCAAGGACCAUUCUCUUUGCGGCGUAUGAAACCCUGAGUGCCAUCGUCAAAUUUACCAAUGCAAUUGGUGUACUUAGUCUAGGAUUCAAAUCCAGCCUUGGAGAUGCCGCAAAGGAUAUCAAAGACGCAAUCAACGAUGUGAGGAAAGCAGAGAAAGGCUUAGACCAGACGGGCAAGACAAUAUCCUCCGCGACACUCGAAAACCUAGGAGAAUGCAUGCAAGCUCUAGAGAGCCUUUAUCCCAGCACAGCAGACUUGGUUGCGGCCAUUAAGAAACUCGAGUCGGACCCUCACGCAGAUAUACCGUCCUCUGCUACUGUCACGGGCAGCAGCGACGGGGAUGCUGACGCACGAACAAUCAUAACGCUGGCGGCAUGGGACAAAUGGGGUCUUGAAGCUGACAAGCAGUUGGCGUAUGCAGUUGGCCAGUCUAUUACUGGAGCGAGCGCAUACCAACUCGCUCUGCGUAAGCAGGCUGUUGAUGGAAAGGCAUUAGCCCAAGCCCAGGCGGAGGCUGUCAAGGCGGGCCACGAGUACACUCAAGCGGCGAUCGAGGUCAUAGCCUGCAAUCAAGACAUUGAUACUCUAAAGAACCUGCUAGAUACAUAUACCGAGGAAAAGGAGCAGUAUGCCCAAGCUAAAGCCAAAUUCUUUGACCGCUUCCUGCAAAUCCGCACGAGCCUUAUCCUGCAGAUGCAGAAGCUGGUCUGGGCCUACAAAUACCGCGCUUUGGCGGACAGUUCGGUUACACUUGAUUCGCAGGAACCCACUGGGGAGUUCGAAAACUAUCUGCUCACUCUUGACUCGGAGAUUCAAGCCGCGGAUGAGAGAUACGCCACAGAUUUCCAACCGUUCGAAUAUAAGCAACCAUGUAGUAAGCUGCCCGCCAACUACGGCGAUCUAAUGAUCCAGGGCCUACAGGGAGAAAGCCACAGCGCCAGUUUCACACUUGCGCCGACAACUGAUUCCAGCGACAAUAACAGCUUCGCCAGCUUAUUCAAUGAUGGAUCGCACUUUCGUCUGGAAGGUCUCGAGACCUUCUUGCAGGGUGUUGUUCCCCGGGCCGAAGCCAUCAGUGAUGGAGUCGCACAUGUGAACAUCGAUAUUUUAACUUCGGGAGUAUAUGCAGACAUUCAAGAUGGCAAGAUCUUCCAUUUCACCAGUCUACCAAGACAGGUGCGACUUACCUAUGAGAUUGACGAAUUGGGUGCCAUAGGUGAUACACUGGUGCACGCGACCUACCCAACUAAAGAACACGCCGAGCCGACUCCGUUCACUCAAUGGACGAUUCGAUUGCUGAAUCCUGAUGACUUGGAUUUGACCAAGCUGACCGGGGUGCAACUUCAUUGGAAGGGAAGUGUGAGAUUUGUUGGGAAUUUGUCUGCUCCUAGUACCUGAUGUGAGAUGCUGUUGGCUAGAUGAUCUUAUAUCGUGGCACUUUGCGAGGAUGACAGGAAG
Messenger RNA from Aspergillus vadensis CBS 113365, 2538 nucleotides. RefSeq lists its product as uncharacterized. Bases 61 to 2478 code for a protein of 805 amino acids. The record is from RefSeq and is a predicted model, not a curated record. The transcript is spliced from 5 exons. NCBI's taxonomy places the organism in Eukaryota, Fungi, Ascomycota, Eurotiomycetes, Eurotiales, Aspergillaceae.